Messenger RNA from Talaromyces proteolyticus, 1638 nucleotides. Its product is annotated as RNA binding protein. The record is from RefSeq and is a predicted model, not a curated record. The transcript has a single exon. The coding region runs from base 1 to 1638 and encodes 545 amino acids. Gene Ontology annotation, molecular function: mRNA binding. Lineage: Eukaryota; Fungi; Ascomycota; Eurotiomycetes; Eurotiales; Trichocomaceae.
AUGUCGACCGACGUGUAUAACCCCUCCGUUUCGCAGCCCCCGACGUCUCUAAGUUCUUCAUUCUCCUAUCCUUUCUCUCCCAUCGGACCGGCCUCGUCCUUUGACGGGCUCGGCGCCAACAGCAUGCGACUGGGCGAUGCCGACCUGUCGCCACCCAUGAAUGGCUUUCAUCGAAUGGCUAGUAGCGCUGCUAUUCUAAUGCGUAAGCUCCCAAAGAACACCAGCCGGGAAGCUCUUCGCUCUAUGUUUCUGUUUGCCAAGGAUUUCGUGGAUGCCGAUUUCGUUCCGACUGACUUUCCCGACGAUGUCAAUUUUCUCAGUGCCGUCGCCCGUUUCAACACCAUGACUGCUGCCGAAGAAGCCCGUGCUAUGCUCGACGGCAAACCCAACACUAGCAACGAAGCCAACAUGAUCGUGGAAAUGUAUUCGGGCCCUCUCCCCAGCCGCCGGAACACCAUCGAUCAUACGUCUGCUCGUGGCCUCCCAGGCCCAACUACCCGCCAGUCAUCUCGCUUCAAUGGCACUUUUCAGUCCAUGUCCAAUGGUGUUUCUCAACAGGCAAAUGGAAACGAACCACUUCCUGCCCCCGAUACCAAUUCCCGUUUGCACAGUCUCUUUUCUCCGCAGUCUCCCAUCGGGAACGGAAUUGGGGAGUUGCCACGGGUGAGCGGGAAGUCCGUGAUAGAUCAAGACCUCGAUGAGGAGACGGGUGAGCUGCUCAAAGAUCCUGUCGGCUACGCUCAAAAUGGUCAUGUCAACAUGCCAUUGCAGCGCCGAUCAACGAACCCACAAAUUCCCACCGGUCGUUUUGCUGCGCUAUCUCUCUCCACCAACGUGACUUCCCCGUUGCAGAGCUACUCUAACGGAAAUACCGGUCGCAUGGGUGUGCCAACCCCAUCGGGCGCAAUACCCCCUAACCUAGGAGGCAAUCCGUCCUUCCACUUCCCCAAUCAGCACAACCCUCGCCACAGCUUGCCUGCCGCUAAUCCGAACGACCUCAAUCCUCCAUGCAAUACACUUUACGUCGGCAACCUCCCAGCCGAUACGCAGGAGGAAGAACUUAAGGCUCUCUUUUCAAAGCAACGAGGAUACAAGCGUCUGUGUUUCCGCAACAAGCAGAACGGCCCCAUGUGCUUUGUUGAAUUUGACGAGGUAGCCAUGGCUAGCAAAGCACUGAACGAAUUGUAUGGAUACAAACUAUCGAACAGCGUUAAGACCGGCAUUCGCCUUAGUUUCUCAAAGAAUCCCCUUGGUGUCCGAAGUGGACAGCCAGGGAGCAGUGUCAACCCGUCCACUCCUCUCAGUCCACAGACUCCUAUGCACGGAAGUAAUGGGAUUGGCUCAAUGUCGAAUGCCAUGUUUACCACUGCGAAUGGCCCACCUCCCGGUCUGUCUGCCCCUCCCGGCCUUGGUCUUCCAAUGGGACUGAGAAAUGGCUCUGUAUCAUCCUCUGCAAACCCUCAUGCAUCCAUGACAAAUGGUAAUGCUUUUGCUGGAAAUAAUGGCCUCGGCAUCAGAGCAAACGGCAUGAACCCUAUUGGGCCUAAUUCUUUGAAUGGCGGGGUUCCUGGUGGCGUGGCAGGUUCUGGCAUGGGAACCUUUAACAAUGUCUACCCUGACUAUAUGAUGGGUCGUUGA